CUCUCUCUCUCUCUCUCUCGCUCGCGUUCGUCUCCUACCGUUACGUUGAUACGACCUUCACCUCCGACUUGGAGCUUUCGCUCUCUAGUUUAUGUAUACCCGCAAAACCCCUACGGACUCACCCUCCAAGUUCACACAGUCUCUCCCAAAUUCCCCCCUCAGAUCCACACAACUUUCCCUCUCUAAAACCUCCACCACUCUCUCUCUAAUACCUCUCCAUUUCUAGAUCUAUCCCUCGUGUCAACCCCCCUAAAACCCUGUAGUUCUGGAACAUAUAUAAAACCCAGAAUUUUUGUAAUUUGAAGUCUGAAUCUAUGAAGGGCACGGGCCAGUGGUUCACGAUCGGGCUCGUGUCGGCAUGGUACACAUCGAACAUCGGAGUUUUAUUGCUCAACAAGUACUUGCUUAGCAACUAUGGGUUCAAGUACCCAAUUUUCCUAACCAUGUGUCACAUGACUGCGUGUUCUCUGUUGAGCUACAUUGCCAUUGUGUGGAUGAAAAUGGUGCCUUUACAAACUAUACGGUCGCGUGUGCAGUUCAUGAAGAUCUCGGCUCUGAGUCUUGUGUUCUGUGGUUCGGUGGUUUGUGGGAAUGUGUCGUUGAGAUAUCUUCCGGUGUCGUUUAAUCAGGCAGUCGGAGCUACGACGCCGUUUUUCACGGCUGUGUUUGCCUAUUUGAUUACGGUUAAGAGGGAGGCUUGGUUAACGUAUGCCACUCUCAUUCCUGUGGUCACUGGGGUCAUCAUUGCUAGUGGGGGUGAACCAAGUUUUCAUCUAUUUGGAUUUGUAAUGUGUGUCGGUGCUACAGCUGCAAGGGCAUUAAAGUCGGUGCUUCAAGGGAUUUUGCUGUCUGCAGAAGGGGAAAAGCUGAACUCUAUGAACCUUCUGCUGUACAUGGCACCAAUAGCUGUUUUAUUCUUACUUCCGGCAACACUGUUGAUGGAGGAAAAUGUGGUCGGGAUCACGAUAGCUCUUGCAAGAAGCGAUGUCAAAAUUAUCUGGUAUCUGCUCUUCAAUUCUGCUCUAGCAUACUUCGUGAACUUGACCAAUUUCUUGGUCACUAAACACACUAGCGCUUUAACUCUGCAGAAACUAUUAGAGAUGGUCUUUAAACUAGGAAAACGGAACACAGUAGAUUCUCUUCUCUUGGCAUUGAAGAGAACCUCUCCAUUAGUGAAUCUAGUGACAAAGCUACAGCCAUGGGGUUCUGACCUCUUGCAAGAUUCCUCUUCUUGGUCAAGAUACAAGAAUAGAAACAGCUAUUGCCAAAAUGUGUCGCUGCUUCUUGUUCCAAUACCCAUCGGAUUUGUGGAACAUCCAAUUACAUCUAGUGUUAUCUGA
Messenger RNA from Ilex paraguariensis (yerba mate), 1340 nucleotides. The record is from the annotation of a GenBank genome assembly. NCBI's taxonomy places the organism in Eukaryota, Viridiplantae, Streptophyta, Magnoliopsida, Aquifoliales, Aquifoliaceae.